GAUUUGGGACCCUUUCUCAUGUAGAUGCGUGUAUGCGCGGAAAUUCCCACACGGAGGGUGCGCUGUGGGCCCGCGCCCGCCGCCGCCCGUGCGCCGUGCCCGUGGGGGCCCCCGCCGCCCUGUCGGCCGCAACGGGACACCCCCCGACAAAACAACCUGAAUAUAACCUCGUCAGGCGUCCGACGGCGGCAGCGCUCUGUGCCGGCGGAAGGCGGUUCCCCCGACGAGGAUCGCCCUCCCCCCGGCCCACUGGCUCGGCCUCGCGAGCGUGGCGUGGCAGACCUCGCAACAGGCGUGGACCUGCGCGUGGCUGCAGAGGCGGCUGAUGGCGCGGCAGCUCUCGACGUGGCAGCGUACGUCCAUCUCGAAGACUUCGAGCUGAUCCUCCGCCCCCCACUCCUCAUCGUCCUCCUCCUCCUCCUCGCCGCUGCCCUCGCCGCCCUCGC
Emiliania huxleyi CCMP1516 is the source of this 446-nucleotide messenger RNA. RefSeq lists its product as hypothetical. Lineage: Eukaryota; Haptophyta; Isochrysidales; Noelaerhabdaceae. The transcript has 4 exons. The annotation marks the transcript as partial. The record is from RefSeq and is a predicted model, not a curated record.